This is a messenger RNA of Python bivittatus (Burmese python), 2266 nucleotides long. It is a transcript of the gene DYNLL2, whose product is annotated as dynein light chain LC8-type 2. Gene Ontology annotation, cellular component: cytoplasmic dynein complex. Gene Ontology annotation, molecular function: dynein intermediate chain binding. NCBI's taxonomy places the organism in Eukaryota, Metazoa, Chordata, Lepidosauria, Squamata, Pythonidae. The record is from RefSeq and is a predicted model, not a curated record. Gene Ontology annotation, biological process: microtubule-based process.
UGCUUCCGGGGGGGCGCGGGAGAGGCUUCGUGUCGGGGCUUCCAAGGCGAAGGCUUUGCCUACACCGUGAGGGUCCAUCAUGUCUGACAGAAAGGCUGUGAUCAAGAAUGCUGACAUGUCUGAGGACAUGCAGCAGGAUGCUGUUGACUGUGCCACGCAGGCCAUGGAGAAGUACAAUAUAGAGAAGGAUAUUGCAGCAUACAUCAAAAAGGAAUUUGACAAGAAAUACAACCCCACUUGGCACUGCAUUGUGGGCAGGAACUUCGGCAGCUACGUAACGCAUGAGACGAAGCACUUCAUUUACUUCUACUUGGGCCAAGUGGCAAUUCUCCUCUUCAAAUCCGGCUAGGGGGCAGGCGUGGGCCUGUGGGGGUCACGGCUGGUGAGGAACACGGACUGUAGUGCACUAAAAGCAGGAGCCCCGGCUUCUUUAACCAUGGCUGCACCACUGCAUGGACUCAAUACUAUAUUUAAUGUGUAUAUGUUGCCGUAAAACACCUACAAUUCUCGUUUCUUUCUCUGUUUUGGGGGGAUUGCCUAGGAGAAGAAAGGCAGCAUAUUUUCCCCUCUUUUUCUUCUUUUUUUUCCCUUUUAUGUUCCUGCUUCUUAUUUUUCUGUUCUUUUGCACUAGGAGAACUGUAAAAUGCUUCAACAAUGGCCUUUAAGUGAGAAGAAGAAAUAAAUAAAACAAGAAACUUCAAUUCCACAAAAUAAAUCUUUGGGUUUAACUUUCUUGCAGAAGGCUUAAAGCCUAACGUAACAGAGAGAAAAAAAACAGCGUCAAGUGUAGAAUCUAUGUAAAAGUUACUAAAUAAUUUUUAAAUUCUUGUCAGGCUUCCUCUUCCCGAGAUGUCAUUAUUCUCCCAUGAAGUCGCCUUAGCUCUAAACGAGGUGGUUGGAGGCAGCGCUGGGCGUGUCUGCGUAUCUGUGUUGUCUUGACCCAGCUUUUUGGGAUUCACCAGGGCUGCCUCCAGCACAAAUCUAUAUAAAUAUGAAUAAAUAAAUAAAUAAAACCGAGCAAGCCAAGCUGCUUCUGAUUUGCAAAAUGCUCGGUAUCCUCUUGAGGAGACGGCUGUCGGAAUCGGCUGGCCUGGUCUCUCCCACAUUCCUGUAUUGGCACUUCCAAAGCCUUUUCAAACGAAAGAUGUCUAGUCUUGUAUGUCCAAGAAGAUGUCAUGAUGCCCAGUGGAUGUGAUCAGGAUUUUCUAUGCCCCCGUUUUGAGUCAGUACGGUAUUGCCUUAUUGUAGCUCACGUCCUCUUGUUGUGCAGGGCAGAUCUGUCUGAAAUCAGUGGCUUAAAUGUUGCUGUGCUUUAAAUGUCUCCAGUAAAGAUGGAUAGACCUUCAUCUGUUAGAGGCUGAACCCCAGUCUCUCUUCGGUGGGCUUUCUACUCUGAUCCCCUCCUGACCCUACAAGAAGAGGGUCCUCAGGAGCAGCUGUGUACCUAACCAGCUCCUGAAGGUGCAAGAAAAGGUCUCCCCUGGGCUUCCUUGGCCUCCUUAGUCUAUGGUUGUACAGGUAAUAUUUUAAGUUCUGUUGCAACAAUAAAAAUAAAGUGGGAUUGUUUCUUCCUUUUGCAAAGGUUACGUGUGAAAUGCAGUGAUAGCUUUAACAUCUUGGGUUGCUUUUUGAAGUUAAAAGAGCCUAGACAUUCUUUUUGGGGGUGGGGUGGGGUGGGGAAAGCAGGUCCCUCUUUUGAAAGCAAAGUGGUGCGAAGAAGCAAGACGACUUUAUUGAAGGAGCACUCUAACUCCCGGGUUCAAAAUGUGAGGAUACGGCCCCAGUCUUUCCAUUCUGUACCUGGGGUUAGCGGUAAGAGAAAUACGGCAGUCUCCCCUCACUUAUGGGGUGCGUGUGUGUGAAAGAAGACUGACCCAAACCACUUCUCCGAAAAGAAAAACCGGCACUGUGUGUCGAAUCCAAAGUAUGCCAAAAAUCACAGGCUCUUUGUUAGAACUGUUGGGUGAAAUAAAACAAAUGUCAAGGUUGGAAUAGCUGUUGUGUUCAAUGUUGACUGAUAUUCUUACAUCUAAGGGGGCAGUGGCAAAGUGCCUGGGGUUCAACGGGGCACCUGGGUCACCAUCAUACAGAAAACUUCAUCCUUGAUCGGAAAAAGAAGACUCUCUGUUUCUUUAAUUCUGUGCAUGAGUCUGUGAAUAAGCUCACUUCAUGGAGCGUGAGAAUGAACGUUCCCAUCUUAACAGCAGUUGCUCAGACUAACCCUUUUUAUUUUUCAAAAACAUUAAAACCGAACUGACACAUUUAA